Musca vetustissima is the source of this 663-nucleotide messenger RNA. RefSeq lists its product as uncharacterized. The coding region runs from base 1 to 663 and encodes 220 amino acids. NCBI's taxonomy places the organism in Eukaryota, Metazoa, Arthropoda, Insecta, Diptera, Muscidae. The transcript has a single exon. The record is from RefSeq and is a predicted model, not a curated record.
AUGAAAUUAUUCGCAAUUUUGGGUGUACUCACUGCCGGCGUUAUGGCUGUCAGUGCCAUCGGUGGUGGUCUGGGUGGUGGCGUUGGAAUCGCAGGAUCCAGUGCUUCAGCAUCGGCCCAAUCGAAAUCGUUUGGUGGUGGUCUCGGAGGCGGCUUAGGCGGUUUGGGUGGUGGCCUCGGUGGCGGACUUGGUGGCGGUAAAAGCUUUGCUAAUGCUGGCGCAUCUUCUGGUGCCUUGGGAGGCGGUCUUGGUGGCGGUCUCGGCGGUGGUUUGGGUGGAGGCCUUGGUGGCGGCAAAGGCUUUGCUAAUGCCGGCGCUUCUUCUGGUGCCUAUGGAGGUGGUCUUGGCGGUGGUCUCGGAGGAUUGGGUGGUGGUCUCGGUGGUGGCCUUGGUGGCGGCAAAGGCUUUGCUAAUGCUGGCGCUUCUUCUGGUGCCUAUGGAGGCGGUCUUGGUGGUGGUCUCGGAGGAUUGGGUGGUGGUCUCGGUGGUGGCCUUGGUGGCGGUAAAAGCUUUGCUAAUGCUGGCGCUUCUUCUGGUGCCUAUGGAGGUGGUCUUGGCGGUGGUCUUGGAGGUUUGGGUGGUGGCCUUGGUGGCGGUAAAAGCUUUGCUAGUGCUGGCGCUUCUUCUGGUGCCAUCGGAGGCGGUAAAGGCUUUAGAGGUUAA